This is a messenger RNA of Gossypium raimondii (Peruvian cotton), 1889 nucleotides long. Its product is annotated as FCS-Like Zinc finger 8. NCBI's taxonomy places the organism in Eukaryota, Viridiplantae, Streptophyta, Magnoliopsida, Malvales, Malvaceae. The record is from RefSeq and is a predicted model, not a curated record. Bases 803 to 1666 code for a protein of 287 amino acids. The transcript has 3 exons.
AAACCCACACCCAACAACGAAACUCUUACCUGUUUAAGCUUCACUUUUCUUUAGUUUUCUCGUCUUUUUUGGCUCUUACCUUUUCUCUCUUUUGCAAAGUUUUGCAGGGCUGAAAAAAAACUGAAUGGAAAAUAGAUUGGCACAGUUAAAUCGAUCUAAAUAACGAGAGCCCACUAACAGAAAAGUAUUAAGUCCCAAACAUCAGAGAGAGAGAGAGAGAGAGAGAGAGAGAGAGUAGUGAAAGCUUUAUCUUUUUAAUAUUUGAUUUUACUUGAGAUUGAUGAUGAUUUUGGGAGUGGCAGACAUUUAUACCAUAUUUGCCUGAAACUCUCAGAGACUUUAGAUAGGUACUACUUCUUUUGCAGUAAAAGAAGGGGAAAAAAACAAAUGGCGGAGCAGUUGUUCGUGCCUGCUCUUGAUCAUGUGCUUUGCAUGCGAGUUAUUAUGAUGGGUAUCGAGUCUUGUCCUUGUUGAGGCAGUUGAUCGAAGGAAAAAAGACAAGAGAAAUAGGGAAACCGGUUUUUUUUUUUGUUUCUUUUUUAAUGUUCUGCCAUGGAGGCUACGGAGAUUUAGAAAGCAUUUCAAUUUCCCAGAGUAUGCGUUUCUGAAUCUUGAAAUAAUAAAAAAUUAUAAUUAAAAAAGAAAAAAAGCUUUGGUGUUUUUUUUUUUUCUUUUUCGUGAUUAGCUCAAGCAGGCCAGCAAUUCAUGGUGGUGUGAGUGAUAUUAAUCAUUUCCAGUUGUUAUUAGAAAUUUGGCGGGGUCUGAUUCUGAUAUCCAUCUAAUAAAAAGAGGAUAGGUAGGUAUGCUGAGGAAUAGGCCCAGAGCAGUGACCAGCAAGCAAACUUUAAUGGCUGAUCACAGCUCUCAAGCAUCCCCUGCCCAGAAUUGCACUAAACCAAACCCAUCUUUCUUCGAUUCUCCAAGAUUUAAAGCUUUCACUUCAAAAGCCUUUCCCGACACCGAAUCUCUCAAGAGCCCUACUUCAAUCCUUGACAACAAACCCUUCUUUCCUUUUGGUAACCCCUUUGCCUUGGACAGAAAUCAUCCCAAAUCCCCAAAACCCUUCUCGCCUAAUAACACACACCCCUCACCUGAAAACUCAGAACCAAAAGGUAUUGCUCUUGCUAUAGUUGAUACAUUCCUUAACAAAAACCAAACUGAAAAUAAGAGUUGCUGCGAGGCAAGUAAUAAGAAAAAGGUCUUGUUUGGGACCGAGCUCAGAGUUCAGAUUCCACCAGUACUCCCACCUUCCUUAGUCUCUCCAACUACUUCUCCCACUGAUUUUGGAAUCAAGACCAGGAAUUCACAUUUGACACCUGCAUUUGCCUCUCCCAAUUACGGUAUCCAUAUGAAGGAUUCUCCUCGGGUCUUCAAUGGAUGCCUGCCCGUUAGGGAAAUGGAGCUGUCUGAGGAUUAUACAUGCGUCAUAUCUCACGGUCCUAAUCCCAGAACCACCCAUAUAUUUGACAACUGCGUUGUGGAGAACUACUGCAGUGUAUUGGAUAAUAAGCCCAAACCAGCACCAGAGAGUUUCCUCAGCUUUUGUCACACAUGCAAGAAGAAUCUUCAACAGAAAAUUGACAUUUACAUUUACAGAGGUGAGAAAGCUUUUUGCAGUCAAGAGUGCCGACACCAAGAAAUGCUCCUGGAUGGAGACGAGAAUUGAGAAUUUCAUUACUGGCUGAAUAAAUUAUUUUGGAUUUGCAAAUCAUUGAUUCCAUAAAACCAAAAAUAUUCCCAGUUCUUUAUUUUUUUUUUUUCGUUUUUCUUUUUUUCCCUCUCCCCUGCAGAUAAGAGAUAAGAGAGGAUGAGAUAAUGUAGACUUAAUUAGAUUAAUUCUGUUUUUGAGUAAAUUAUUCAUAAUGAUUGGCAAUGGGAUUUUUAACCUA